This is a messenger RNA of Rhineura floridana, 1700 nucleotides long. It is a transcript of the gene RRAD, whose product is annotated as RRAD, Ras related glycolysis inhibitor and calcium channel regulator. The coding region runs from base 89 to 1024 and encodes 311 amino acids. Gene Ontology annotation, molecular function: GTPase activity; GTP binding; calcium channel regulator activity. Lineage: Eukaryota; Metazoa; Chordata; Lepidosauria; Squamata; Rhineuridae. Gene Ontology annotation, biological process: negative regulation of high voltage-gated calcium channel activity. Gene Ontology annotation, cellular component: plasma membrane. The record is from RefSeq and is a predicted model, not a curated record. The transcript has 5 exons.
UCGUAAAGCUUGAACUAGACGCGAGUAGAAAGGGAGCCGGAGCUUUGCUAGCCUGUUUCUCAAUAAGUAUCGCUUCCGAGGUGCCCCCAUGACCCUGAACCGCGGCGACAAGCUGAGGUACCUGGACAAGCGACGCGGCAGCACGCCCUUCGCCGCCCACCACCAGCCGCAGCACCUACAUCGGCGGAGCAUGCCGGUGGACGAGCGGGAGCUGCAGGCCUCGCUGCCGCCCUCCCCACGGGGCCAGCUCGCCAACCUGGUGCGCUGCACCUCCUACAACCCGACCGAGGAGGAGGCGCACCGCCAGGGCUGGGCGUCGGACUCCUCCGACUCGGUCAUCUCCUCGGGCAGCGACUCGGACAACCAGCUCUACAAAGUCAUCCUGCUGGGCGAGCACGGCGUGGGCAAGACCAGCCUGGCCAGGAUCUUCGGCGGCGUAGAGGAUUGCCCCGACGCCGAAGAAGCGGGCAAUACAUAUGACAGAUCUAUCAUCGUUGAUGGUGAAGAAGCUUCUCUUGUGGUGUUCGACAUUUGGGAGCAGGAUGAUAGCCAGUGGCUUCAGAACCAUAGUAUGAAAAUGGGGGAUGCUUACAUCAUUGUCUACUCGGUAACAGACAAAGUGAGCUUUGAGAAGGCCUCUGAGCUCAGAAUUCAGCUACGAAGAGCGAGGCAAACGGAGGACAUUCCUAUUAUUCUUGUAGGAAACAAGAGUGACCUGGUCCGAUCACGGGAAGUGUCUGUGGACGAGGGACGUGCCUGCGCUGUCGUGUUUGACUGCAAAUUUAUCGAGACAUCGGCUGCUUUGCAUCACAACGUCCAGGACCUCUUUGAAGGGAUAGUCCGGCAAAUCCGGCUACGCAAAGACAGCAAAGAAGACAAUGCCAGGCGGAUGGCCAACACCAAAAGGAGGGAAAGCAUCAGCAAGAAGGCCAAGCGAUUCCUUGGGAGGAUUGUAGCAAAGAACAACAAGAAGAUGGCAUUUAAGGCCAAGUCCAAAUCUUGCCACGACUUGUCAGUCCUUUAAAAGAUGGCUUUCAGCAGGACCAGAUGCGGUGUGUGUUUUGCGUGGGUUGUGAACGUGUCUUUGACUGUUAAAAGUGAGGAAAGGGGGGGGGAAAGGACUCUGGUAACACAAAGCUACGCAGUUGGGAGGCAAACAUGCUGCUCGAUGCCUUAUUGUUCCUAAACAAGACUUGGAAGAAAGAUUACUGUGUCUUCAUGGGUUGAAAUGGUUAAUAAGCUUCAGUGUGUGCUACUGGACUAACUUCGAAGUCAGCGGCUCUGUAUGCCUGCAUUCUCACUAUGUAUAUUUGCUAGCUGUCCUGUGGAUAUCAGGGAUGCAAAGAUGAGAAUGGACAAUGAUACACACACACACACACACACACACACACACACACACACACACACACAAAUACAAAAUGUAUGGUCAUCAACUUGUAUCCUUUGCAGAGCAAAACUUGAAUACAUGUACGCAGGCUCGUACACUCUUCUCUUUGGUAAAUAAAUUAAAGCAAUGAUCUUUUUAAAACUAAAUGUGGGCAGAAGUAGGGCCAUUCAAUAUGCAUUUGGAUGGGUGAAAGAAAAUACGGAAAAAUAUAAUUUUUGAAGUUUUAAUUUGCACUUUCAUUAAUUGUUUAACUUGUUUACAUGCAGAUUUUAUAAUAAAGUAUUUCUGGUUAUAAUGGGUUGUUUUUUUCUCA